AUGGAACCUGUCCCUGAGAAACUAAUUGUGACCUGCCUGGACCUUGAAUGUAAGCUUGACCCAUCCCCGUCCCAACCAUUUGUUGUUGCUGCGGAAGUUGUUGCUGUUGCUGCAACUGCUGCAGUUGCGGAAGCUGCUGCUGCAGCUGUGAGAGUAGUUGCUGUUGUUGCAGUUGCUGUUGUGGUUGCAGCUGCAAGAGUGGUUGCUGCUGUUGCAGUUGCAGCAGCUGCUGCUGCUGUUGCAGUUGAGGCAGCUCCUGCUGCUGUUGCAGUUGAGGAAGCUGCUAUUGUUGUUGCAUCUGUGGAAGCUGCUGCUGUUGCAGUUGCGGAAGGUGCUGUUGUUGUUGCAGUUGUGGAAGGUGCUGUUGUUGCAGCUGUGGAUGCUGUUGAGAUUGCAUCUGCUGCUGCUGCAUUUGUUGCUGUUGUUGCUGCUGACUUGAUAUUUGUGGCUUAA
Quercus robur (English oak) is the source of this 453-nucleotide messenger RNA. RefSeq lists its product as uncharacterized. Bases 1 to 453 code for a protein of 150 amino acids. Lineage: Eukaryota; Viridiplantae; Streptophyta; Magnoliopsida; Fagales; Fagaceae. The transcript has a single exon. The record is from RefSeq and is a predicted model, not a curated record.